ACCAACACGAGUCACGACAAUGGCCGAAUUGUCCGAAUAAGAUAUUUUUUAUUGGCUCAUAGCUCAAACCUGCCAUGUCUUUGGUUUUAAAAAUGGCGUAUACAAGCUUUUUGUUUGCCGGUUUACACUGUUGAAUGAAUAGUUUUCAAGAUUCUGUGCGUGCUCGAACGACACUUUAACAUCGUAAUAUGAAAAAACAGUACAUGUGUAGAUACAAUAUUCUGCACCAUGGAUUCGUGGACAUAUUUUCGUAGCGUUAUGGUGAAUUAGAAUGGUGCCUGUGGUUUGUCAAGCUCUCACGUCGUCAGGUUACCCGUAUGUAACGUAAAUAUCAUUCUACGGGAGUUUAAUAUUUCGAAUAUGUUAGCAUCGACAAAUACUAGAUAAUGGAGAGUUCUGAAGACGAUGCGGGCACCGCAACAAUCGCUUCCCGCCGCGAAUCGGCGCGGGAAAAGGAUCUCGGACGCCUCGAAGACGUCGAUGCAACUAGUAGUAUUCAACAAGAUACAUCUGAACUCAGAACAUCGUGUCAAACCCCCGCUAUGUCUGAGGAUAAUUUCGAUGGGGACAGCGUUCCUUCGCCAUCGACACACGAUGUCAACACUAGCACUGAGGCGAUAUUGGAUAUGAUAGAUGAGAUCGUUGAUGGGCCUGGUGCUCCGAAACGCUUACCUUUAUUAUUAGAUACGGAUGCUGAGUGUUCUACCACCAGUUGUGAACAACAGAAUCAGCAAGCUUUGGAAUCCGCCUCUCCUGAAUUAGGUUUUAGCACCAGUUCUAUUAGAAGAAAUCAUAAUUCAGACGUUGAAAAUGUAGAAAGUGAUACAAAGUGUACAUCAAAAACGCAAAAUGAAGACAUUUCCAUGCAAUCUAAUGCCUGUGAUAGUGUUAAAAAUUCCCACACUGACGAUGUAAACAUUAACAUUAAACAUCAUAAUCCAGAGAUCAGUGCAAAUUCUAAACAUGAGUUAAGUGAUAAUUCUGAGAGUUUUGCCAGUGAUAAAUCUUGUUUUAGUGAAGUUUCUGAAACUGAUGCAAGAGUAAAAUCAAAUACUGAAUCCGUAGCCUGUGUGUCAACAGAGGUUGGUCAUAGUUCAUGUACAGAGACGGUAACCGUGUGUACCACUGCUACUGUAACGUCUGUUGCCCCUUUAUGUAGUCAAAAUAUUAGAAGCUCAAAUAUUAGGAGUAUAGAAAGAAAUAUUGAGUCCCCUAAAAACAUAGAGAAUCAUGUUAACAUUUCAGAACUUCAACCGGAGUCUAUUACACAAGCUUCAACUAAUGUUGAAAGUAGUAAUGGUGAACUUGUAGAAAGUGCAAGACACUGUUUACAAAAGGAAGUUGAAAGAACAGAAAUUCUGCCUAAUUCAUGUAGUAUAUCUGGUGAUGAUAGACAAAGCUCUCAAAUUGAAAGUGAAGGUAAUUUAAAGUGUAUAAACACAGUUACAAGCCCAAAUAUAGUAUUGGAAGCAAGUAUUUGUGAAUUAAGUGAUAAGGUAGAGAGUUCAUCUAAUCUUGAAAUAUUAAGUACUGAUCAUUCAUUGACUGUCCCAUUAUCACAAUCUGUGGAUUGUGGAACAAAUGAUAAUCCAAUAAAACAUGAUAUUGAAAGAAGUAGUUUAACUGUUAAAAAUGCUCCAGUGCUGGAACAAAGUAAAAGAUCAGAAACAGAGUCCGCCUCUGCUUCAAAUCUAGCUUCUAAAACAUCAUGUGACAACAAUUCUAAUAAAGAGUGUGUGCCUGGAUCAGGUACUAGAAAUACUCAAGUUAUAGAUAAUUUAAAAACCUCACUGAAUAUUGAAAAUAUUUCAAAGAAUACUUCAAACUCAGAAGGUUAUACAAAUACUAUGGAUCCUACAAUAUCAAAAGCUGGUAUCUCACUUGAAAAUGUGGAAGAUACUAUAAAAACUGUAGUAAGCAGUAUCCAGCAAGCCACCAGCUCAAAAAGCUUGUCUAGCGCCUUGCCAAGUAUUCCCUCAAGCAGUACUAAGACUGAAGGAAGCAUGUCAAUGGACACAAUGGAUGAUAGACUCAAGUGUGUAACAAGUGAAAAAAGGGACAAAGUUGUUGUUGAAAGUGCCGAGUCCACAUCUAGUGACUGUAGUGCAAGUGAAGUGAAAUCUUAUAGUGCAGAAUCAAUAACAAGAAUCCCAUUAAGAAGAAGGUUAGUGCGACCUGCUCUUACACGGCCCGACUCAACGGUGUCCUCCACUGUUGAUUCAAGUGUUACUCCUCAUACAUCUGAACAUUCAAGUGAGUGUAUUAAGGAUGUAUCUAGUUCUUCAGAUGCUGUAACUACUGUACAGGAUAGUGAUAAUACAGAAGAAAUUAGAAGUGUCAGUGAAGUAAGUAUUUGCAAAGCAGAAACUUCUACAAGUCCCCAAAAGAAAAUUAGACUUAUUAGAAGGAAGAAUGAUCCACAGUUAAAUAGUACCCCACUUGAGAGUUCAAUGAGAGAAAGAGAAGAAUGUGAAUCCACAUCAUCAUGCGAAGAGAAAUUAGCUGUAACAAGUGAACAAGUACCUUCUGUAAGUGUUUCAUCACACAUGAAAGAGAAUUUAGACUAUAAAUCUUCUCCAGAUAUCAUUGAUAAUAGUCAUAUAGAGAAUUCUAAUGAUAAUCCAACCCCUUCGAGUUCUUUAAAGAACCCUGAAGUAAGUAGAGAUCCAGAUAAUAAUGAACAUGAAAGAGUACCUCCUUUAAAACUACAUAUACCCAAUGAAAAUAAAUUGAUGGAGAAUUUGCAAUCUCAUGAACACUCCAAAGGUGAAAGAUCUAGUUAUAAUAUUGAGCAAAAAGAAGAAAGACUUGAUGAAUCAGAAAGAACUGUACCCAAGUUAACAAUCAAAGUUAAUAAUACUCCAUGUGACAAACCAGAUUUAAAAUCUCCAAUACCUAAACUGACCAUAAAGCCUCUCAAAGUACCCAUUUCAGAAGAAAGUGAAAGAAAAUCUGAGGAAAAAGUAUUUAAAGCUAAUAUUACAAAAUUAAAUAUAAAACCCAUACUUAAGCCACCUGAAAAAAUAAAUGAAAUUCAUAGAAAAUCUAGUAGUAGUGAAAUAUCAGAGUCUGAAUACUCAGAAAAUGAUGACAGUACUAGCACGUCAGACCCACCAUCAGCCUCUGAACAAGGGCCAUUAGAUGUUGUUCCAAAAGUCACUAUAAAAUUAGGUAAGCCAGGUACCGAUUCUGAAGGUAAAUUUUACACAGAGUCUAACAUUCCAAAACUAACUAUAAAAGGUAUUCAAAAUAGUAAUGAAGAAGGUAGAGAAUCACCAUCAAAAUUAAAACUUGUUGUUUGUCAAUCUGAAGAAAAACAGAUGGAAAAAGUACCAAAAUUCACAAUUAAAUCAGUAAAUAUAUCUGAAAGUCAACCCUUAAGUCCAAAAUUAACAAUUAAACCAUUAAAACCACCUGAUGGUCUAAAUAGAGAUACUACAUCCGAAGAUAAUCCUCCUAUCCCCAAACUUAUUAUUUCAACUGAUUCAUCUAAUUCUGAUCAGAGAGAUCAAAGCCAUGUGCAUAAAGUCACUAUAAAACCUGUUACUAAGCCUGAUCCUGAAGCUUUUAGCAAAACACCAAAAAAAGCAAUACUGGAAAAUUUUGAUAACAUACCUGUAAUAACAAAAUUAAAUAUUAAACCUGUUAUAAAGCCAGAUAAUAAUUUAGAAGUAUGUAAUAACAUAGACGAAAAAGUUCCUAUAGUCUCAAAAAUAAAUAUUAAACCUAUAAUAAAACCAAUUGAGGUUGAUUUUUCUAAAGAAGAUAAUAUUCCUAAAAUAACUAAAUUAAACAUUAAACCUAUUAAAAGUCCUGAUGGCAACUCAUCUAAAGACACUGAUUGUCAAGAAGUUACCGUAGAGGAGACUAAACCUAUAAUUACAAAGUUAAAUAUCAAACCAAUAUUAAAACCCGAAGAUGACAUUUCUAAGGAAUCUGAGAAUCAUUCAUCUGAAAACUCUAGUGAUGACAAUAAUGAUAAUAUUCCUAUUGUUACAAAAAUUAAUAUUAAACCCAUAUGUAGACCAAGUGAAUUAGAAGAAACCGAACUAUGUAACGCAUCAAAAGAUGAAAAUAUCCCAAUUGUUCCCAAACUGAUUAUUAAAGCUCUAGUGAAGCCGGAUCAGCCAGGACCUCAAUCACCAAAAAAAGAGCGUACUAGUAGUCCAGAUUUGCGAAACCAGAAUAUUCCAGUCGUUACUAAAUUGAAUAUAAAACCUAUAGUAAAACCAGAUGAAAACCAACUGAAGCUUGAAGAUUGUGAAGAUGUUAAAAACCCUCCCCUGUUGAUGAAAAUCAAUCGAAAAACUAGGUCGGAUUCUGGGAGUGAUACACAGUACCAUAUUGAUAAAGGUAUGGAUCAGUAUAAUAAUAUUCAUCAUAAUAUACCAAUUAUAUCUAAAAUAAAUGUUAAACCUAAUUUUAUAGAGACAAAAUCUGUUGGUAAAUCAUAUGAAUCUCUAGAGCAAAGUAACUAUGCUCAAAAUGAAAACCAGCAUGAUAAGCAAGACUUGGUAUUAAUAAGCACUCUAGGUCAAGUAAAACCUGCUCCUGUUAGACAAGCAAACCAGCAAGAUUUGAAAUUAAAUCAUAAAGGUGACAUAGAAAAUAAUUUUGAAGAAACUGCAAAAAGAGUACCAUCAACACUUCUAACUAAGGAACUAAGUGAAGGUAGCAUGGAUAGUAAAGGUUUCUCAGAUAAAAAUGAUGUUAUAUUUAAUUAUCAAAUUAGUAACAUUCAAAAACCUGUGCAAAAAGAAGAAGAAAAACAAUUGAGUCAAAGGCAAAAAACGCAACCUAGCAACACAAACUGUACCCUCCUUAAGAAAUUGUUAGAAAAUCGCAAAUAUGACAAUAGUAGCUUGAAUAGUGACAGUAGCCCUAAUACAUCAAACUCUAUAUUGCCUAUUCAAACAGGGCAUGCCCCAUCCAACGACUGUACCAAACAUGAAAUUAUUGAUUUAUGCAAUACAAAUGAUGAUAAAAGAGAGUCUUCACCUGCUCAAUUAAAGAUCCGAUCAAUGCAAGAUUUGUGUAAUGAAGUAAGUGAAAGUGUUACAAAACCUUUAGAAAUUAGUAUAUCUGAUAAAAUAAACCAAUGCUCUGACCAAGAUUCACCGAGAAUAAUAUUAAAGAUUAAUAAGACUGAUCACGGUGCUUCUGCUAAAAUUAUUACUGAUGAAAUUAUUAAUAAAAACGAAACUAAAGGUGUUAGUACAACUGAGACUAUGAUGAUGAACAGAAGAAGACCUAUUUUACUUGGUAGAAAAAAACAAGAAUCAGAAUCUGCUAACGUCGCUGAAGGCAAAAAAUUGAGAAGCUCUAGAAUUGUACAGAGUCCAGAAAAGUCUCCCUUUCCUAAAAAGAACACUGGAAAAAGACCUUCAAACUUGGAUUCUUCGACUGGUCCACCAUCACCUAAAGAAGCUGAACUUUCAGUUCUUGAUUCAAAAAGACUGAAAUUAGGACAACUUUUGUCCAGUAAAACAUUGACAAUCACUCCUGUCGUAGUAUCUAAAACAGGUCCGAUUACUCCAACAGAUUCGUUAGAAAUUAGACAAGCGAAAAUAAAUCAUUCCUUAUUAAAUAACGAAAAUUGUUCUAAAAAUGGUAGUUCAAAAUUACACAAUAUUCUAUCAAACCUACAAGCAAAACAACAGGUUAAAGUCAUGCCGUUAAAUGAUGUUCAUUCGGAAAGAAAGCACAGUGAGAGUCCUGAAUUCAAAUCGAGUGGGACUUCUCUAGAUAGUAACCCUAAUAUUCGGGUGGAAAGUGAACCUGUGAAUCAGAACUGUGAUGAGAUCAGAGACACUUUAUUUCAAGAAAGCGCUGAAUUGCGAGAUUAUAACAUAACACCUGAUCCAUUAUCUCAGGAUCCACUUGAAGUCGGUACUUUGAAAGGCUCUCCAGAGAUUACUGCUGAGGAUGCUCAAAAGAUCCCAUCAAUCGUAGAAAUGACACCUCAACCUAAGAAACGUGGCCGUCCAAGAAAAUUGCCUGUCUCAGAAGGAGCGAAACCUUUAGUUCUACCAACGCCAGCACUCGAGGAGAGGCCCCAGCGAUCAUUACGCCUAUCAAGAGAUCGACCAGUGCUCAUCGUGAAACCGAGAGGCAGAGGCCGCGGGCGGGGUCGUCGGAUGGAUCCCGAGCAGACACCGUCGCAAGAAGUUGGUGCAGUGGAUGCCGCUAAUAAAUUCUUUGAUGAAAAAACAGAGGAGAUCGAUCCGACCAGUUCUCGGAUAAAGCUCCCACGGAUGACGGAAGCGUUGGACAAAAUGCCUUCCACGUGUGCCACCCCGCUGACGAGCAGACGAAGAACUUCAUCGUCGUCCACGAGCGAUAUGCCCUUCUACAACACGGACACUCCAGAGUUCAAGAUGGUGGACACGUCUCUGCUGCGGAUGGAGGAUCCCUUCGCGAAGUCCCCGGAGAUGUUGGGACGAGGAGGACGCGGCGGGCGUGGCAGCCGAGGGCGGGGAAGGGCCUCUCCUAGGACUCCCCGGGGUAGGGGCAGGGGCCGGGGAGGCGGAAGAGGCGCCAUGUAUAUGAAGGAAACUAUGGGUAUAUAUGGACGAGUCUGUGGUCCGGCUACAACCACUGUGCAACUCUUUGAGGAGGAAACUUGCAUGAUGGAUGACAAUGCCACCCCUGCUAAGCCCUCACAUUUACUCGACGAAGACUCUCAGAGCUCAGUGAAGAGCUCAACAAACGAAAGCAGCAAAGCAAAGAAGUCCAAGUUUGCUGAUCUUUUUGACAGCAAUAAAGUUUGGUCGGCGUCAGAUGUCAAAGAGUACACCUGGCCGCCACCUGAAAACAGAGAUGCGUCAGAGCACCAGGUAAUGAUGAUUCAAGAGCAAGUAGCCAUGUUCCUUGGAGUGAAGAGUUUCAAGCGACGUUAUCCGGAGUUGAAACGACGCGCCAUUUCCGCUGCAGAAAGGGAUUAUGUGCUCAGCAAAGGGAUUGUUACUGAGGCCCUCUGCGACUUAGGAAUAACGGCGGUAGAUGCAAGCGAAGUGCUCGACAUAAUGCUGUCGGACUACCCUCACAAAUACGAAGAAUACAGAUCAUAUCAGCGAGAGAAGCAGCUGUCCGAUCCUACUCCGGAGCCAGUGGCCAAAGAAUCUAGAGAGAUCAGGAUGGACAGGGCCAGUGAUAAACCGGAACCACCAAAAGUCGACCCGGAGAAAACUAGACUGAUUAUGGCCGCAGCCGCUAUCGCAUCAGCGAGUGAAUGGAACAGUCGUAUGAACGCGUUGAGGCGACCGGCCUGCGUGGACCUUCAGAGUCUCACCAUACAACGGCGAAGGGCACCAACGCCCUCCAAUCCCCAAAUAAGGGUUACGCCGCCUCAUGGUUUUUACCCCCACGCGUUGUUGCCCGGACAGUAUCAACAUACCUACAGGGCCUAUACGUCGGAGCAACUGCGCUAUUUCCCGCUGAACACAGUGGUGGCGGCCGCUCCCGCGCCUCCUUCACCCCAGGUGUCCAGCUCUGAGUCGGAGCCGGACUGGUCCCAUGCCUCUUCUUCCGACAGCGAAGACACGCAUAGGAUGCAUAAGCGUAAAAAACUAACAAAGGUGAAGCGCAGCAGCGAAACAGAAGUGAAUCCUCCCCGAGUGGAGGAACCGGAAGUGGACACAUGUCGCACGUGCAAGCUGCGACUGGAAGCCAAUAGGAAGACCACACAUGAGCGUUUCCUUGUAUGCGCCACUUGCAAUGCUAAACUACACCCGGGCUGCGUGGACCUCCCCCCGGACACGAUCCGCAAAUGCCGCGAGUACGCGUGGCAGUGCGCCGAGUGCAAGACAUGCUGCUCGUGCUCCAGACCCGCAGACGCCAAGAUGAUGUUCUGCGACCUCUGCGACAGAGGGCACCACCUCUACUGCUUGGGACUGCAGCGGGUGCCUGAUGGUCGAUGGCACUGCGCAGAAUGCGCAAUUUGUAAAUCCUGCGGCGGGCGUUCUCCCAGCGGGCCUUCGGCGCCAGGGUCAGACCCCGCCUCCGGGCCCCAGGGCUCAUUGACAGAGCCGGGAGGGCCCCACUGGCACCACCAGACACGGCGGGGCCCUGGUGGACAUAAGGUCUACUCGCAUUCGCUCUGCACUCCCUGUGCCAGAGCGUACCGCAUUGGGCGCUACUGCCCGCUCUGUGAGCGCUCCUUCAUCGGGCCCAAGGGGACCAUGCAGCUCGUCAUUUGUAAGCUCUGCGAUAGGCAACUGCAUCAAGAUUGCGUUAAGCAAACGGUGUCGAGCCUAAACGUGUUGGACUACACGUGCGGCGAUUGUCGUCGCGGUGGAAUCACUUCACGCGCCGCCGCCGUGCGCCUCGCGCCGCGCACCAUCGCCACUCUCUUCAUGGCCAAGCGCCGCUUCAACAAGUACGCCCAUCGGCAGUACAUGGAGAAGUGCAAAGGCCAGAGCAAGGACGCCUGCCCCGACAGGAACGAGGACGACUCCGACAACGAUUUAGGCGAUACCCUCCCCGACGACGGCGACUGAACGGACGCUAAGUGACUUCAGUGCGCCGGUGUAUAGACAGUGUAUUAUAGUGACGUAGUAUCUUAUUCGCUUCGGUAAUACGGUUGUAAGUUGCAUAAAUCUGAUUAUACUUUUAUUAAUAGCGCCGUAGGGCGAGUAAUCGUAACGUUAGCGGUAGUGAAAGGUCACUAACAUAUAUGUACAGUAAUUUAAUACUAACUUCACUAUGGGUAGCUGGGCAAUCAUACUAUUUUUAAUAUUAAUAGUUUUCUAAUGUUCGCUGCAAGUGUAUCUCUUAGCGGAUGAGAUUGUGUGCCGUUAUUUUGUUAUGAACCGAAUAAGUGUAACCUUUCCGCGAACGCGUCUGUAAAAAUCUGCCUUUACGCAUUUGUUGUCGAAUCGAAAUACAAAAUGGUGGACGAGACAGUGCGCAGUGAGUAUUUUUUCAACGUUUCUUUUCAUCAUUAAGGUAUUUAUUUUAGUUAUACAUUGUGGAUACAUCUGUAUACAAUCAUUUAGCCGAGAAAAUAAUUAUAAGUUGGCCGCUAUUAUUAGUUACUGUGAUUUACGGAAUUUAUUAUUUUUUAAUUGAUUUUGAAAUUGAUCCCACUCAUUACUCAGUUAAGUUUUAUAAAAGAACAGAACGCUGUUAUGAAAGUAUAUAGACUUUAACGUAGUUUCUUUGUUUAGAUUAAUAGGGGUGAGUAAUUAUAGUUUUUUCGUACAGUGUCGAUUUUUAUUUUAAGCUUAGCGUAUCGUUCCAAUGUAAAGCACUCUCAGAGACAAAUAUUAGCAUAAGAUAAAGUGCUGACGGUCGAAAUAUAUUAUUUGUUAGAUUUUGUGUUUGUUUAGUACGAACACGGUGAAUUUCGAGAUCUGUUUAACUUUUUGGUUUAGUGAGCACUUUGUCUCGCUUACAAGUACAAAACAUAGGCUUACUUUCCGAGCCCUGUAUCAGACACAUCAGAUUUUAUUUAUCGCGUUCAGGGCGCGGCUUCAACGCACUGAUCGAAAUAUACGUAAGGUCAUUCUCCUGUACUUAUGUCCCUUAGCUGUCGCUGAAUCUGCUGCGUGAAAUCCUCCCAAUGUAUUAUACUUUGUAUUAGAUUCAUAGAUCAGAUAACUAAUACAGAUAAGCGUAAUUGUAUAAUGUUUAGUUAUAGUUGCUUUCGUUAUUAAUCAAUAUUUUAGUAUCAAAAAUCAGAAUCAUGUAAUUUUUAUACGACAUGAAUCGUCCGGCGAAUGCCGUUUGUAUUUGCUUUGAACAGAAUUAAGACUUACUUGUAAGAGAAAUAAUUAAAGUUUAUGUCUACUUAAUGCAAGUGUAAACGUUCUAGAAAUCUCGCACUGUUCGGUCAAUUUUGUAAAAAAAUAAAGUAAAUUUUAAU
Messenger RNA from Pieris brassicae (large cabbage white), 9865 nucleotides. RefSeq lists its product as uncharacterized. NCBI's taxonomy places the organism in Eukaryota, Metazoa, Arthropoda, Insecta, Lepidoptera, Pieridae. The record is from RefSeq and is a predicted model, not a curated record. The transcript has 14 exons. Bases 387 to 8498 code for a protein of 2703 amino acids.